AUGAAACCUAAUGUUGAUCUCUUGUAUUUACUCAUCAACGUAAGACAUGCAAGAAUAGACCCUGCUACCCUGAUCCGAGAUUUCGCCAGUAAGUCUGACCGUAGGAAACCAGCUCCUCCGUUUAAAACACAACCAACACCACAGGUACAGCGUGGUCGUCCGGUACAGUUUCCCUGGAUUCCAAAAGCAGACACAAAAAAGAAAUACAAGUGUGAAGUAUGUGGGAAACAGUUUGCACAACAACAGCACUACCUCGGACACACCAAUGUUCAUUUUGGUCGUCGACCAUUCAAGUGUAAAAUCUGCUCUGUAGGAUUUCCAUAUCAGUCACAGCUGGCUGCUCACAGGAAGUCGUGCAAAGAACCUGGUGAAAGUUCAUUAGCAACAAACACAAGCACCUGUAAGAUCUGCUCUAAAUCCUUCACUGAGCAUUUCAAACUGGUACGCCACAUGGUUCAAGUCCACCACAGCCAGAACCUUAUGUCCUUUAAAGAAUUUGUCUGUGCCUGUGGAGCAAAGUUUGACUGGCAUGCUGCCUACAAAUCUCACUGCAGUUCAUGUCCGAAAAGUUCACCUCUGGACAAGUCUUAAGUGGGACAAUAUUCUUGUAUGGGGGCAAGAAACAGAAACCCAGUCAGACCUGGAUAUUUAACAGAAACGGGAGGAUGGGACAACACUGCCCAAAAUUUAUUGGAUAAUAAGUAUAAUUGGAAGGACUAUUCUCAACCAGAAGCUGCCCCUGUACAAACUUUUGGACAGGUUUCACAGGGAAACUCAACAUCACUACAGACAGGAGAUAACAUACAACCUGUCCAGUUGCAAAAAGAGCCUCCAGGGUCACAGUUAAAAAAUAUGUUGACUUCUUCACCGCAUGCAGGAAAUGUGUUAGUGAAAGGAUCACUGAAGGGAAACACAUUAUCAAAAUUCCAGUGUUCUGGCAACGUGUCUACAAUAUCCAAGGCACCAUAUACAGGAUAUGUUCGUGCUAAAACACACACAGUUACAAAGUCAUCAUGUGCAUAUUCUAGAAGUAUUUUUCCUAAAACUAGUUUAGGAGAAAAUCCAACAGACAGUGAUUCUUAUAAAUGUAGAAUUUGUGCAAAAGUGUUUAAUUCUUUCAAAGCCAUGAAUAGACAUUUAAGAGUACAUGACCAACACCGUUGUAAGCAGUGUAACCAAGGCUUUAAGAGUGACUUGCUUUUACAGAAACAUAACACUGACCAUCAUACAUUUAAGUUUCCUUGUGCCUCAUGUGGCAAACUCUUUGGACGCAAGUUCACACUCAAACGACAUGAAAUGUAUACCUGUAAAGUUUCAACAGGAUGAUAGUGUGACGGAUGUUUUAUAGGUCUCUUGCAUUUUGUCUACCUCUGUGAUCCCUUCAGUAGCAUAGAGUAUCUGUCCAAUAUGAAGUUUUAUUACAGUACAGCAAAUCUGUCUUUGAUAAAUAUCAGUCAUGACUGCAGAAGUAGGACCUAUCACAAUUACAACUUAUUUACUAAUGCAGUUAGGAAGCUGUAGAUUAAUUGAAACACAUCUUUGUGGUAGUAACAUUACAUUGUAAUGUUAUACUUGUCAAAUAAGGGUACAUGUAUGUAGAUAAUUAUUCGUAGCUUUUAUUAUAAAUGUGUUCAAGACUGAGCAGAUAUUUCACAACUUUUUUUCUUUAAGAUCAUUUCUUGCCGUGUUAUUUUAUCGGUGUGUUUAAUUAUUAGUAUUUAUUGUUUUUUUUCUCAGGAAGAAUUUUAAUUGCAGACCUUUUAUGCUGUUAGCUUACAAACUAUACAGUUAAACCUAGGAACUAUGUUACAGAUCCUGACUGUAUUGUGAGUCCCACUAGUUGUACCAGAUGUAAACUAUUAUUGUUAGAUCUAUAUAUGAAGUUCUAGUCUACUAAUAAUUAUUGUGAUUUAUGUUAAUUAUUUUUAAUAAGUACGCGCAUGACUAUCUCAACACAAUUGGUUAAAAUGCAUUUACAAGCUGUACAACAAUGGCUUUCAGACUUUAAUUGUGAUGUCACAUACUAAAUAAUGAUCCAAUGUUACAA
Molecule: messenger RNA, 2047 nt
Organism: Ylistrum balloti
Lineage: Eukaryota; Metazoa; Mollusca; Bivalvia; Pectinida; Pectinidae
Product: zinc finger protein 112-like
Exons: 3
Coding region: 1-591 (196 amino acids)
Biological process (GO): regulation of transcription by RNA polymerase II
Molecular function (GO): DNA-binding transcription factor activity; RNA polymerase II cis-regulatory region sequence-specific DNA binding
Source: RefSeq, a predicted model, not a curated record